Molecule: messenger RNA, 1443 nt
Organism: Dendronephthya gigantea
Lineage: Eukaryota; Metazoa; Cnidaria; Anthozoa; Malacalcyonacea; Nephtheidae
Product: protein OSCP1-like
Exons: 13
Coding region: 201-1361 (386 amino acids)
Biological process (GO): transport
Cellular component (GO): cytoplasm; plasma membrane
Source: RefSeq, a predicted model, not a curated record
AUAGUUUGUACACCGGCGAGCAUUUGCGGCCUGUCCUGUCUGCAAAUAUCGCUGAAAAAAUCAUCGUUUUAACAGGUUUUUGCAAAAAAAUCUGCAAAUCUUUGCUUCCAGGCUUAAAAUUCAUCAUCCAAGCCGCAUAUUUUCACGUGAAUCGACAACGUUUGGAUAAAAAUUAGGUUUGUUUGAACCGUAAAAUCAACAUGUCCACAAAGACUUUGCCGAUUCUGUUUUUAAACCUCGGAGGAGAAAUGCUUUAUAUUUUGGACCAAAGACUCCGAGCGCAGUCCAUCCCGCAAGAAAAAGCUCAAAAGGUUCUUCAUGACAUCAUUGGAAGUAUGUUUAAUAAAAGAUUUAUGGACGAACUGUUCAAGCCCCAAGAUGCGUACUCAAAGAAAGCAAUGAGAACUGUUUUCGACCGCCUGGCUCAUGCAUCCAUCAUGAGACUUAACUCAGCCAGUAUGGACAAGUUGUAUGAUCUUAUGACAAUGGCUUUGAAAUAUCAGGUUUUGCUCAGCAUGAGUCCACGUGAUAUCCUUCUGAUUACUUUGAACCACAUGGAUGCUGUGAGGAAAUUUGUUGCAGGAAAUGACCACGUCAUGGAGCAAGUUAACAACGUUUAUAAAUUACUUUAUCAGAACUACGCCUGCUUAAGCCUGGCACAAUUUCAACUUAUCCGACAAUCCUUGCUUUCCUUCCUCCAAGAUCUGCAUAUCAGGGUGUCAAUAUUUCUCAAAGACAAAGUUCAGAACACAAAUGGUAAAUUUGUAUUGCCGACCGACGGAGCCGUUCCUUUCUCGUCAGAGGUACCUGGGACAAUCAGAUACUAUGAUGAAAAUGGCAAGGUUUACAAAACCAACGAAUUUAGCAGCAACUGCAAGCAUCAUUUGUCUGAUAAGCAAGGCUCGUUUGAACUUUUUGGAGACAGAGUGAUCACAUUAGGAACUAAUAUGUAUACUGCGUCCAGGCCAGUGGAGACGUCUCCUCCUAAAACUGUUCCGCAGGAAACAAGCAGAUCUGGAUCAAUGACAACUCUUACUGAGGCUGAAUCCACCGAAAACCCAAACCCAAUCGCCAAAGCAGAACUCAACCUUCUUGCUCAUCUAAUGGGAGGAAAUACUGACAAGCCAUCCGCAAACAAAGGAAACACUUUCCGUCUUAAUCUCUUUAACACUGAUGAGGAAGAGCAGCAAGCAGAGGUGCACAGAGUGAAGAAACAUUCUGGAAACGUCAUCACCGUGGACGCAACAAAGACGAAGCAGCAUAAUGAACUUAGCAAACUGAUGAGCGAAUUCUCCAUAGACGAGUCCUCAAGUGCAGGCAGUAAAGGAGAUGAUUUGUUGGAGCUUAUGGACUCAACAUGAUUUAAGGCUUGUGAACUCUAGAAAUUUUAAGGAAUUAUUUUACAAUUAGCUGUACAUAUUUGAAUGAAUAAAUUUGAUGAAA